AUGGUCAUUCCCGACGGUGCAGAAAAUUUGGAAGGACAAGAUGUUGCUGCUGCAAGUGUCGUGGGCAUUGGAAAACCUGUCUUCGUUGCGGAUAAGGUUAUAAAAUUAGAAGAACCUGAAUUUAGCGAAGAGGAGAAUAUUGAAAUCAACGGCAUCAAAAUUUGGCCUCAUGUUGUUGAAGUCGUGAGACUCGUGCGCAAGCCACAUGCGCGAGAACUUUAUAGGAAGUGCACUGCCUUUAUCCAAAGCCUCAGGGAUACUGGAUUGAAAUCUGAUAUGGCCAUCUGGGAUGGAUAUGAGUAG
Molecule: messenger RNA, 303 nt
Organism: Cooperia oncophora
Lineage: Eukaryota; Metazoa; Nematoda; Chromadorea; Rhabditida; Trichostrongylidae
Source: the annotation of a GenBank genome assembly